GUGCUCACGACGAGCACAACACAGCAGUCGGUUGAGUCGGUCAGUGCGGUCUGGGAAAAGUCGUACAAAUCAACUUGUUUAUCAAACUCAAUUUUGCAUAUAUCUUUUGAUUGUAAUUUCAUUGUUAACAGGAAUUUCUAGUAUUAAUUCAAGAACUGUGUGAAACGGUGAUAAGGAAAUUUUACAAAACCAUUUCGACUGCCACAAAGUUACUUAAAAAUUAUUUAAAAUGAAGUUAGUAAUCCUGGAUACAGCUGACUCCGUAGGCGUCUGGGCGGCCAAAUAUGUUAUGAAGCGCAUAAAUGAUUUCAAACCCGGUCCAAAUAAAUACUUCGUAUUGGGUCUACCCACUGGCAGCACACCUCUCGGCAUGUAUAAGAAACUCAUUGAAUAUCACAAAGCCGGAAAAGUGUCAUUCGAGUUUGUGAAGACAUUCAAUAUGGACGAAUAUGUAGGCAUACCACGCGAUCACCCCGAAAGCUAUCACUACUUCAUGUGGAACAAUUUCUUCAAACACAUCAAUAUCGACCCGAAAAAUGCGCACAUUUUGGAUGGCAAUGCCAAGGAUUUACUCGCCGAAUGCCAACAAUUCGAGGCGAUGAUCAAAGAGGCGGGUGGAGUGGAACUCUUCAUCGGUGGUAUUGGCCCAGACGGGCAUAUAGCCUUCAAUGAGCCCGGCAGCUCGUUGGUGUCACGUACACGUGUGAAAACGCUGGCACAAGACACACUCGAGGCGAAUGCACGUUUCUUCGAUAACGAUAUGAGUAAAGUGCCCAAACAAGCUCUGACGGUGGGUGUGGGUACUGUAAUGGACGCCAAAGAGGUGAUGAUCCUAAUUACAGGUGCGCACAAGGCCUUCGCUUUGUACAAGGCAAUCGAGGAGGGUGUUAAUCAUAUGUGGACCGUCAGUGCCUUCCAACAGCAUCCCAAUACGUUGAUGCUGUGCGAUGAGGAUGCAACAUUGGAGUUGCGCGUCAAGACGGUGAAAUAUUUUAAGGGCAUACUCCGAGAUGUACAUGAGAAAAUGAUCGGAGAGGAAGCUGAUUUCAAAUUAGAGUGAAUUGAUCCACCUUAAAUUCAUUAGCCAUGCUCGAAAUGUAUGUUUGGAUAUUGAAAAAUGUUUAGAUAUUUUAUAUGGGUCUUAUGGAACUGCACGGCCAGAUGGUGGCCGGUGUUUAAUUUGAUCAGAGCUCAGUGAAGAUUUUAAAUGCAUUUUGGAUACAAUUCAACUCAGAGAAUAAAUAAUUAGAUAGUUUACAAACAUACAUACACAAAA
This is a messenger RNA of Ceratitis capitata (Mediterranean fruit fly), 1276 nucleotides long. It is a transcript of the gene Oscillin, whose product is annotated as glucosamine-6-phosphate isomerase. Gene Ontology annotation, biological process: carbohydrate metabolic process; D-glucosamine catabolic process; N-acetylglucosamine catabolic process. Gene Ontology annotation, cellular component: cytoplasm. Bases 230 to 1060 code for a protein of 276 amino acids. NCBI's taxonomy places the organism in Eukaryota, Metazoa, Arthropoda, Insecta, Diptera, Tephritidae. Gene Ontology annotation, molecular function: glucosamine-6-phosphate deaminase activity; identical protein binding. The record is from RefSeq and is a predicted model, not a curated record. The transcript has 6 exons.